This is a messenger RNA of Naegleria fowleri, 1581 nucleotides long. RefSeq lists its product as uncharacterized. The coding region runs from base 1 to 1581 and encodes 526 amino acids. The transcript has 2 exons. NCBI's taxonomy places the organism in Eukaryota, Heterolobosea, Eutetramitea, Acrasida, Naegleriidae. The record is from RefSeq and is a predicted model, not a curated record.
AUGCCUUUCGAUUCAAGUGCAAGCGCUGGUGGUGAUGGUUCCUCUGCUAUUAAAAAGGGCUUGAUUGCCUUCGGAUUAACAACAGCAACAACGUUAUUGUCCUAUGCUGCAUAUAAAUAUUGGCAUGGAAGUGAAGAUGAAACCACUAAAAAAUCAUCCGCUUCUAAAUCAACGAUACCAAAUUAUUCUCUGAGUAGUGGUGAUGAGAAAAGAUUUGAAUCAUGGAAGACUUUUGAAAACAAAAAACUCGGAAUUUUAUUUAAAUAUCCGCCAACUUAUGAAGCCUCUUUGAUUAAUAGCAGCCAUUUGAGCCAGAUACAGCUUGUUGAUACGGAAAAUCCUCAUUCAUCAGUGGUGAUUUUGAUUAGCGUUGAAGAAAAUAUGAUGAAUUUUGAUGCGCUUGAAUAUUCUGAACAAAAUUUGGAACUCCUAACCCAACAAGCAAUGGGUAAUGUAAACAUUUUGCAAAAACAAGGUUUUUACAGCAAUGGUAAUAAGGGAGUUGAAAUAUUGUUCGACAUUGUUGGAGAGAGUAGCACGAUUAAAGCUUAUAUUGCAAGUAUUUCUCAAGAGUCCAAGUGCUACAUGGUACAGCAUUUAGUGUCGUCAUCUUCUGGAAUUGUAGAAAAUUUUAAUGUCAAUUUAAUACGAGAUAUUAUAAGAAAUUUGCAAAUAUCAAAGCCAACCUAUUUUGGAAAGGCUAUGAUACGCAAGAUGAAUGGCAUGGAGCUUACAUUCCCAUCUCUAUUCUACUCUGUUAGACCUAACAAAGAAACAUUACUAACCAUUGCAAGAUAUCACAAGGAAGAGGUUGUAAAAGAAAUAUCGAUAUUUAACAUGGGAGAAAAAUUCUCAAAAGACUCUUAUUUAAAAAACAUUAAGAAUAUGCACUCGUUAAAGGAAAUACAUGGCUCUAUUAGUGUUUGUGGAGUGAUGGGAGAUGUUAUGACUUACUCUUCUGACAAGGAAAAGCAUAUUGAUGUAGUUGUGAAAUUAGAUAAUGUAUAUUAUUUGAUUGCAUCUCAUUGCAAGGAAGACAUUUUUGAAGACUUUAAAGCAGAAGCUUUAUUAGCAGCAAAGAGCUUAAAAUUUUCUGAAGCAAGACUUAAAGAUGAGAUUCUCUAUGAAAACUCAGAAUACAGAUUCAAGAUUAUUGUGCCUCCGAAUCAAAUCAUCCAUCAAUUCUCGCAUCAGGAGCCUGUAGUGUCUUUCCUUUCCUCUGACGUCUCGAAUGACGAGUUGGAUUAUUCCAAAUUAACCCUUGAAGCGAUGAUUUCUGUAGAAAAUGCUCCAGAAAAUGUUACGAAUAUUGAACAAGUUAAGCAGACAUCAAGAAAAUUAUUGGAAAAUCCAAAAUUCACAAUCUUGAACGAGGAAAUUUCUUCAAUUAAUGGUCAUGAUUGUUAUACAAGUAUUUAUACUCUCUCUAAUGAAGGUAGUUUAGGAUUAACAUUCAUGGUUACUUCAAUCUUGCAUGAAGGAAAAGUAUAUUCAAUUUCAACGUACACUCUUGCCCAAGCAUAUGACCAAGAGGUGGCCAAACUCUUCGAGCGAAUACAUCACAGCUUCCAGUUAUUUUAA